AUGUUGUUUGUUAAAUUUUUUUUAUUAGGAGCUGGGUUGUUAGGUUGUUACGGUUUGGGGAGCGAUUUGGAAUACGAUGGUAAAGUAAAUAUACAGUUGGAACACUCCUUGGAUAAUUUUGAACCGCCUUCGUAUUUUCAUAGGGGGGAUAUAUUAAUUAAAAGUCUUCAUUCCGGAGCGUAUUCAAUCGACGAAGGCAGUGUAAAUCAUGAGAAUUACGUAAAGUUAAAAAAUUUGGCGCGGGAUAAUGGUAAUUAUAAAAUGAAGGCUACAAUUAAAACAUCUGAUGGAAAAGCAAAUUAUUUUAAUACAUUUGUAAAAGCGUGUUCACUAUUAGAAAGUCAUCUUACAAAUGUAAUCUCUGUAAAUUUAGAUGAUAGUGGAAAUGUAAUUGCUGUAACAAUGGCAGUUCCUAAAAUUUGUACCGGUACUGAUGUCGAAUACAAUUCGAACAUUAAAUUUAAUACAACUGUCGAAGUUAAACACAUGGAACUCGGUCCUGUUCCAGACACAGCUAUUUAUAUACAGAAAUUGGAGAGAGACAGAGAAGCCAAAGAAAGAGGAGAAGUUAAAGAUAAUAGAUCAUUCUUAGCCAAAUAUUGGAUGUAUAUUGUUCCUGUUGUUAUAUUUAUGUUACUUCAAAGUGCUACCAAUUUAGAAUCUGGUGGUGGAAGUGGUGGCGGUGGUGGAGGUAGCGGUGGAGGAAACGGCGGAGGUGGAGGCGGUGCAGUAUCUCAAAGAUGA
Messenger RNA from Pediculus humanus corporis (human body louse), 744 nucleotides. RefSeq lists its product as uncharacterized. The record is from RefSeq and is a predicted model, not a curated record. Bases 1 to 744 code for a protein of 247 amino acids. The transcript is spliced from 4 exons. Lineage: Eukaryota; Metazoa; Arthropoda; Insecta; Psocodea; Pediculidae. Gene Ontology annotation, cellular component: EMC complex.